CAGAAAAUUGCGCUUCAUUUCAGAUCUGUUUUUCACUCCAGACAUGAGAGCAGAUAGUCCGUCACACAGCAAGCGUUCUCCUUUCUAAUGUGUUUUUAACUGUAUAAUUGAAAUUUUAACUUUAUACCUUUAUACACUAUUACCCAGUCUCUACUGUAGUGUCGGUGUCCCCAAAUCACAGAAAGUACCGUUGGCGACAUCACGUUCACGUUCUGACGACCCGACCUCUGGACGUGAUGAUGUAGACGCAAAGUAAUCGGUUUAAAGUGUUUACAUGGCAGGAUUUUAAUUUUGUUCGGUUUAUAGAAAGGUUUAUCCCACCCCUCUCAAACCGAUUACAAUUUCAUUCGGUUUGGGCAUUUUUAUUUUCCGAUUGAGGUGUUUAUAUGGAGCAUUUUCAUUCGGAUUGGACUUUUAAACCGAUUACAGUGCUCCAUGUAAACGCACCUAGUGUCACAACAGUCAUCAGCACCCACGUUCACCUGAGUAUUAAUCACCCGCACCUGCUGCUUCCAAUCAAGGUCCACUUUAUCUACACACUCUCCUCGUCCAGUCUACCGUUCACAACCUGAACUAAACCAGACUCUCGCUAUCUGAAUUUACCUGUGUUUACUCUCUCUAGAUCAGGGGUGGGGAACGUUGAUCCUGUAGGGCCACUCUCCUGCAGAGUUUAGCUCCAACCCUGAAAAACCCUGGAAAACAAUACCUAACUGCAUCCUGAAGACCUUGAUUAGCUGGUUCAGGUGUGUUUGAUUAGGGUUUGAGCUAAACUCUGCAGGGACACCGGCCCUCCAGGAUCAACGUUCCCCACCCCUGCUCUAGAUGUUCCAGUGCUCCACCAAUCCAGUUCUCCUCCGCUCCAGCUCAUCCUCGAUCCUCCUACGACAAAGCAAAGAUUCAUUACUGCAAGCUAAGCCAUUCGGACAUUUAUACUCCGUCUCAUACUCACCUCUCGUCUGCACCAGAUUCACCCUCGCUCAUCACUCAAUAAAGCUCUGUGUUUAACCACUUACCUCUGUGUCCCUUGCCUGUGUUGUGACAGAAGACCGGACCCGGAUACAUAUCAUGGAUCCCCAGCUUCCCACUCCAGCGGACAUGCUCGAGGAGUUAGUCAACACCCUCAGAACCACUCUCACUCCAGUUCAAACCCCUGUAUCUGCCUCUACCAGUCCCAUGGCCAUUCCUGCUUCCUAUUCGGGCGAUGCAGCUGAGUGUGGUGGUUUCCUUCUCCAAAUCUCCCUGUUCAUAGAAAUGCAGCCGCAGAAGUUUACCAACUAACGCUCGAAGGUAGCCUUUCUUAUUUCCCAACUGAGUGGCAGAGCCUUGCUCUGGGCUCGCGCUAUAUGGAAUGUUCAAAGCACCAUACUUAACUCCUUUAUAAUAUCUCAUAUCAAUAGCGCAUAUCUCAAUGCCUCACCGCCUGCCACUCAGAGGAAGCCCCACGCCAGCUUGCCACACCCGCCUAUAGUUCCCCAGUACCAGAACCCAUGCAGGUAGACUCCACACAAUUAUCACGCAUGGAGCGUGCUCGCCGCCUUGUGGCCAGAUUAUGUCUGUACUGCGCAGCUUCCUACUAUUACAUCAGGACCUGUCCCGUCCGUCCCCCACACCCAGCGGUGAGUACUAUUCCAGUUGAACCUGAAAUCUUCUCGUUAUCUCUCCUCUCAGUUCAACUCUUGACCCCUAAUUUCUCCAUUGCAGUAUCCGCUCUCCUUGACUCGGGCUCCUCGGGGGAACUUCAUCUCCCAAAGACUUCUGAAGCAGCUGGACUUACCCCGUAAACGCCAGCCCCGGGAGCUCCGAGUCGAGAUGAUCCAGGGAAAGCCGCUUGGGCGUGGAAGGGUUAAAUAUCACACUUCACCGAUGACACUGAGGAUUGGAUGUCUGCAUGAGGAGACCAUUUCCUUUCUGGUACUGGAGGAACCCACAGUGAACAUCAUCCUGGGACGCCCCUGGCUCAAUCUACAUUCUCGGAGGUCAGAUGGGAUCCCUGCGAGAUUACUUGCUGGAGCGAGGCUUGCUUUCACAAUAGUCUCUCCACAAUAUCCAAACCAGUCAUGAUUGAAAUUAUAUAAUAAUUGAUUUUCAAUUAAUUUAAAACGGUUAAGAAUGUUUAUACAUAAACUACAGUGCAGUCAGUUCGGACGUAGCACAGUGCUCAUUCAGUAAAUGCACAAGUAAACAGAUGAGUUUUGAGUCUGGAUUUAAAUUCAAUUCAAGUUUAUUUAUUUAAAGUUUAGCGCUUUUUACAAUACAAACGUUGCAAAGCAGCUUUACAGGAAAUUAAGUUUCCACAAUAUAUUUGUAUAUUGUAGAAACUUAAUAUAUUUAAAUUAUGGCAAAAUUUGGUAAUUCUGUAUAUUGUCUGAGGGUUGGCAUUCUCUGAGGUCCUCUGAGGGGUUGGCAUCAUCUCUUCUCAGGUGUUUGGUCAUCUCAGAUCAUUUAAGGGUUGGAUCCAGACUGAAGCUUGUGUAAUUCCUAGUUAGGGAUGUUAAUCCUGUGGCAGAAACAGAGAAACAAAUAGAGACAUAAUUAGCGUAGCUGUUGUUCCAUCCAAGCAAAAAUUAUUUGCUCAACCCAAGCUAAAGAAUAAUAAUGUGCGUUUGAUCAGAUGUAACUGUAAUACAAGAUUAUGAGAUGCAUUAUAUGAAUGCUUGGCUAAAGAGAUGUGUCUUCAAUCUAGAUUUAAACAGAGAGAGUGUGUCUGAACCCUGAAUGUUAUCAGGAAGGCUAUUCCAGAGUUUGGGAGCCAAAUAUGAAAAAGCUGUACCUCCUUUAGUGGACUUUGCUAUCCUAGGUACUACCAAGAGUCCAGAGUUUUGCGACCUUAGGGAGCGUUGUAUUGUAGCAUGAUAGAAGACUAGUUAGGUAGACAGGCACUAUCCCAUUUAGUGCCUUAUAGGCAAGUAAUAACAAUUAGUAACUGACACGGAUCUUAAUAGGUAGCCAGUGCAGAGACUGUAAAAUUGGGGUAAUAUGAUCAUAUUUUCUUGACCUGGUAAGGACUCUAGCCGCUGCAUUUUGGACUAUCUGUAGCUUGUUUAUUGAAGAUGCCGGACAACCACCUAACAGUGCAUUACAAUAGUCCAGUCUAGAGGUCAUGAAUGCAUGAACUAGCUUUUCUGCAUCUGAAACAGGUAGCAUGUUUCGAAGCUUGGCAAUGUUUCUAAGAUGGAAGAAUGCUGUUUUUGUAACAUAUUAGACAGCAACUUGCCUUUUGAAAAUCAUAUUUCUCAUAACACCCAUAUUAUUAACUGUAGAGGAAGUAACAGUACAUCUGUUUUUUUGGUCCAAUUAGUAAUAUCGCUGUCUUAUCUGAAUUUAAUAGGAGAAAAUUAUUGGUCAUCCAAUCUUUUAAAUUUUUUAAAUCACCAUCGCCACACCGUUCAAGAUGAACUGAUUCAUAAGGCCCUAAAUUUAAAAAGGGCCUCACAGCAGCACUCAUGUCUUGGGUGGUAGAAAAGAAUGUGUGCAGUGCUGAUUUACAGCCAUUCAUGUGCUUGUCUUCAAAUAAUAUCUAAUGUAUGAAACUAAUUAUGAUAUACUAAUGUUCUUUUUUCUCUUCUUUUUCCUGACAGACUGUGAGUGAGAGAGACUGGCGACACUUACUAAAAAUAUACAUUUUUGCACAUUUUAUUCACUCAAUUGACAUUUACAAAAUAGCACACUUCUGUUAUGUUCUGUAUUGUAAUUCUGUUAUUAAAAUAAUAUAUUUUUUAAAAAUGAGUGUGAAUCCAUUUUUGUGUUUAACAUGUGUUUAAGAUUUACUGUGUAAUGUGUAUUUUAAAUUAAAAAGUUAGAUGUGGUGUAAAUAUGGUUGAAUAAUGGUUUUUGGUGUAUCAGCCCAAAUGUGACGGUUAAGAAUGUCACAUAAGGGCCGUCAGCCCUUUACAGAACUCAGCCACAUAAGAAUACCAUAUAAGGUCCAUAUAUCAGCCAUGUCUGUUAUUAUUAUUUGGCAGGGCUGUUGCUAGUGGGGUGAAAGGUGGUGACUAUUAUAGGGGCCCACACAGCUAUAAAGGCCAGCCUAAAAAGACGCUCAGGACAGUUCAUGGGUCACUGCUGCGUGUCGUCACGAAAGCUUAUCAUUUGCACGUGUUUUUAAGCCUUGCCAAUUUAAACAUUCAAAAGAGUUUAAAGCAUUCAAACACAAGACGCGGAAAAGCUGAACCGAGUAUUUGCGUGCCAAGUUCGGUGCACACGCAGAGAGCCUCCUCCUGUACCUGAACGAACAAAUACAAAUUUGUUUAAACAUGCAAACAGAAAAAGCCCAAUUCAGCACCUGCACGCAGUGUCCUGUGCACACAGGGUACACGAAGAGAGACGCGUCCUGCUUAAACAUUGAAUUUGCCUUUUCUACAAAAUUAUGUCAAAAUACCAGUCUUGGAGAGUAUCCUCGAGAAAACUAUCGGUUAUGUUUUAAGUGAAAGUAAACAGUGGAGAAAGAAAUCGGAUGUGUAUCAUUAUAUUGGAUGUAUUGUCUCUCAAAGUGACCGCGCCUAAUUUACAAGCUGCUGUCAGUGUCCUUAAUGUUAAUCCAAGAAAAUUAAAGAAAUUCACUCACUGCUCUUGACUAAUUAUUGUUAAAACUACAAAAUAAUUCAAUCCACAGUCAAACCAAAAAUUAUUCAGACACCAUAUAUAUAUGUAUAUAUCUAUCCGGUGGUAAAAAAAAAAAAAAAAAAAAAAAUUUUACCAAAAAUUAUACAGACACUUUGACCUGACCAUGUUUUUGCUAAUGCAACCUUUUUACACCACAGACUGAACAAAAUGAAGCAUUGCUUGGUAAUUGGUCAACAAAGUAUUGAUAGUUGUGUAAAUAUUGUCAUACUAACAGUUGUCUGAAUUGUUGGUUAAUUGAAAUCCAUUACAUACCUUUCUAUCAAAGUUAUCUGACAUUUAUCAAGAUUAAUUUGUUCUGACAAAGUUUAACUCUGAGUUCUUGUCAUAUUGUAUUACCAUUUUCUAAACUAUAGCAAAUAAACUGUAAUAAUGUGAGAAAUGGUGUCUGAAUAAAUUUAGGUCUGUAUAUUUAAUUUUAAAGACACCUACAAACUUGGAAAAAAAAGAAAAACUUAAAGAUUGUGUAAAUACAAAUAAAUAAAGAAAGAAAUAGAAUGAAUAUACAAAUUAAACAAUUUCAAACAGGGCCCACUGCUACAACCUGCACCAGGGCCCCGCAAACCCCAGCUACGGCCCUGGGUUAUGGCACUGUUUUGGUUCAGUUCUGUCUAAAAAGAUAUGGACCAGUUUUGGGCGGGCGAACACGAACUAAUCUGGGCCAGUCUUUAGCUGUUGAUAUGGGCCAGAUUAUUCCCCUCCUCUCGCCGCUUCACUCCAGUCCAGCGGGUGGCGCUAAAACACAUGCGUUUGUUUGCCAAACACCAGUAAACCUCAGAAGAAGAAGUUCAGUUUCACAGAGCUCUCUGUUGUUUUGUACUGAUGCUGGCUUCAUACAAACGUUGUGACUUAAGUGUUGAAGCAAGCAGGAAUAUCUGGAGGAGUAUCAGCUGAACUGAGAUCUGCUGCUGUGAAGAUGGUGUUUGUUAAAGAGGAGAGUGAGGAGAACAUGAUUAAACCAGAACCUUGCAGAAUAAAACACGAGGAACCAGAACCUUUGAGAAUAAAACACGAGGAACCAGAACCUUUGAGAAUAAAACACGAGGAACCAGAACCCUGCAGAAUAAAACACGAGGAACCAGAACCUUUGAGAAUAAAACACGAGGAACCAGAACCCUGCAGAAUAAAACAGGAGGAACCAGAACCCUGGAGAAUGAAACAUGAGGAACAAGGAGGCCUGAUGAAAAUGAAAGAAGAAAGACCAGAUCUGAAUGAGGUGGUGGAGAAAUAUCAGGAUCGGAAAGAUCAUCAGAAAGACAAUGGAGAAAAAUCAGUGAGUUGCAGCAUUAAAAAAACAGAAGUCAAAAAGCCUUUCAGCUGCUCUCAGUGCGGAAACACUUUCACAUGUAACAAAAACCUAAAGAAUCACAUGUUAAUUCAUGCUGGAAUAAAGCCUUUCAUCUGCUCUGAGUGUGGAAAGAGUUUUACACAGAGAGCCAGCUUUAAGAAUCACAUGUUAAUUCAUGCUGGAAUAAAGCCUUACAGCUGCUCUCAGUGUGGAAAGAGUUUUACACAGAAAGGACACCUUCAAAAACAUAUGGUAACUCACACUUCAGAAAAGCCUUUCAGCUGCUCUCAGUGUGGAAAGAGUUUUACACAGAAAGGACAUCUUCAAAAUCAUUUGGUAACUCACACUUCAGAAAAGCCUUUCGGCUGCUCUCAGUGUGGAAACACUUUCACACGUAAAGCAAGCCUUGAGAUGCACAUGUUAAUUCAUGCUGGAAUAAAGUCUUUCAGCUGCUCUGAGUGUGGAAAGAGUUUUACAUAUAAAGUAUGCCUUGAGAAGCACAUGAGAAUUCAUACUGGAAUAAAGCCUUACAACUGCUCUCAGUGUGGAAAGAGUUUCACAAGUAAAGGAUACCUUAAGACUCACAUGUUAAUUCAUACUGGGAAAAAACCUUUCACCUGUGCUCAGUGUGGAAAGAGUUUCAUGUGUAAAGGAAUCCUGAGGGAUCACAUGUUAAUUCAUGCUGGAAUAAAGCCUUACAGCUGCUCUCAGUGUGGAAAGUGUUUCACAAGUAAAGGAUACCUUAAGACGCACAUGUUAAUUCAUACUGGGAUAAAGUCUUACAGCUGCUCUCAGUGUGGAAAGAGUUUUACACAUAAAUCAAACCUUAAGAGGCACAUGUUAAUUCAUACUGGUGGAAAGACUUGUACACAGAAAGGACAACUUAAGAUUAAUUUGCUAACUCACUCUUCAUAAAAGCCUUUCACCUAAGAGCCGUACUGAACCGUACCGUGCAGUGGAAAAGCGCCAAUAGACAGGUUUUAGUUUAGUAAAUGAUUCCCACCCUAUGUAUCACGAGUUUGUCCUUCUCCCUUCUGGCAUUCGUUAUAGAAACCCCUAUUAGUAAAACAAAUUGUUAUAAACAUUAAUUUAUCCCCUCAUCUGUAAAGUUUUUAAAUUUAAGGUAAGAAAUUUUAGGAAGGAAAUGCAUUGUGUUUUUGUUGUUUAUGUGAAAUACUUGUGUGCUGCAACCAAAUUUCCUUGGGGACAUGAAUAAAGACAAACUGAUCUGAACCUGCUCUCAGUGUGGAAAGUCUUUUGCACGUAAAGGAUACCUUGAGACACAUGAUAAAGGGGUCAUCGGAUGGCCAUUUUCCACAAGUUGAUAUGAUUCUUUAGGGUCUUAAUAAAAAGUCUAUAACAUGCUUUAGUUACAAUUUCUCAAUUGUAGUGUAAAACAACACCAUUUUUGCCCUGUCAAAAACAGCUCUGUUCACAGCGAGCCGUUUCGGUGCAUGUUCCUUUAAAUGCUAAUGAGCUGUGUUCAGCCCGCCUCUCGCUUCCAUGGGGUGACAAUCGACUCUCAUGAGACUGUAAGCUUUAGCCGCCAAACUCGCUAACUAGCACAUUAUUAGGAAAGGCGAUUUGCAAAGACUCAUAAAAAAUGUUGGUAACACUUUAUUUUGAUGGUCCCUUUUGAACAUUCUGUUGACACUAAGUAAUGUUGCAACUACACGUCAAAAAACUCUCAUAAGAGUAUUACUAGACUGUCUGCUUCAUAUCUACUAACUCCUUAUUGUGUUGGUCUCCCAACAGAUAUUCUACUGACUAUAAGUAACUUUGCAAGAACGUGUCAACUUAAUCUAACCCUAACCCUACCAGUCAACUAAUACACUACUAACACUCUAAUGAGAGUCAGUAGAAAUGUAGGUGCAACGUUACUUAUAGUCAAUAGAAUGUGUUAAAGGGACCAUCAACAUAAAGUGAAACCAAAAUGUUUUCUGUCUUCACUUCUUCGGUGAAGCUGGAUCACAAAUGAUUUGCGCGAACAUAGACGCAUUUAGGUAGAUUGGGGGCACAUUCCCUUCUAAAACAAUCAAGCCACUACGUUUUCAGCAGCUCAGAUAGCAGGAGUAAAUGACAACUGCUGUGUUAAUAUUUACAUUCAAUUCAAGUUUAUUUGUAUUCAUGAUACCAAUCAUUGCAAAGCAGCUUUACAGAAAAUAUUACAUUUCUACAUUAUAUUUAGGCUUAGGUUACAAGUGGUGAUUAUGGCAGAAAUGUUCAGUAAGAAUCGUGCAGUUAGUUACAAAUUACAUGUAAUCAAACAGACGGUGAACACUAUUAACUGCAAUGAUUAUAUGUUGCGAUUAAACUUUGCAAUUGGGAUGAAACGUUUCUAUUAAGCAAAAGUUGGUAGUUUUAUAUGUUGUUCCAGGGUUAGCAUCAUCUGAAGUCUUCUGGGGAUUGACAUCUUGAAGAAGGAAAAAAAGGAGAGAAAUGAAAGGGAAAAAAGAGAAAAGAAAUGGAAAAAGAGAGAAUGAAAAUUCAAGAGCCCCUGUGCAAUUUUUAUGUUUUGUUGUUAAUAAAUUGUCACAUUUUACUGAAAAGUACUUUCCUCUCCAAAUUUCAGGUUGUAACACUGACAAGGAGGAAUACGGUUCGAUUCCCAUCACUGAAAUAUAAGAAACCUUUAUCUUUCCUAACAUUGUCAUUUUCUUUCAAUUUUAUUAAGUUUAUUAUUAGCGUAUUAUUAUUAUUUUUACAAAGUAUUUUGACAAAUGCUUCAAAGGUGCUACAUAAUAUAAAGGUAUUAUUAAAAAAUAAAAUUAUCAUCUGCAUUGUUUACUGAAAAAGUUUUAAAAUAAUAAACACUUUCUGAUAUGAGCAACAGAGUUUUAUUUUAACAGAAACAAAUUAAACAGGUGGUGGACCCCAUACAAAAAAAAAUAACAUCACAAAUAUUGAUUAUAUCAAUGUUAUAUCAAUGUUAAACUGGGAAAAUAAAUAGCACAUUAAAAUAACAUGUACUUAUAGAAUAUAUAUUAAAAGUGUAACAGGAUAAAGAUUUCUGUUGUAACUAUAACAAAACAACCAGAUGAUGGACCACUCACACACAGUGAAUAAACCAUAAUAAAAUGUUAAACCAGGAAAAUAAAUUUUAUAUCAAAAUUAUAUGUAAUUAUAUAUUAAAAUUGAUUUAAGAACAGAAAUUAUUUAUAUAAAAAAGCGUAAGACCACAGACAGUAAAUUCCAAUUGUUAAAGUUUUAAAGACUAUAGACUGUUAAAGAUGAAAAUAUUGGAUCAAAAUUAUAUGGAACAAAAUUAUAAACGCAACACUUUUGUUUUUGC
Molecule: messenger RNA, 9200 nt
Organism: Onychostoma macrolepis
Lineage: Eukaryota; Metazoa; Chordata; Actinopteri; Cypriniformes; Cyprinidae
Product: gastrula zinc finger protein XlCGF46.1-like
Exons: 3
Coding region: 5537-6823 (428 amino acids)
Biological process (GO): regulation of transcription by RNA polymerase II
Molecular function (GO): RNA polymerase II cis-regulatory region sequence-specific DNA binding; DNA-binding transcription factor activity
Source: RefSeq, a predicted model, not a curated record